UUUACCAGCUUCCUUCCGCGCGCAGCUUUUAAGGUUAGAUCCAGCCUGUGGCCAAAUCCCACCGAGCGCCGGAGGUCAGGUUAGAUCCCUCCGCUAGAGAGAGAGACCCCGACGUGGUCGUGUGUGUCUCGAUCCACUUGCGGCGAGCUCGAUUCCUUCGGGCUGCCUCCCUCGGACCAUUCCGGGCAUCAUGAGCGCCCCCUUAAAGCGAGCCCCGCUGCUGGGCUCCCUCGUGAAGCGGCGAGGCCCUGGCAGCGCGCCCGCCCCUCCGCAGCAGCAGCAGCUGCUGCCCACCUCGUCGGUGUGCGCCUUGCAGCCCAAGGAGGAGAUGCCCGUCUGCCCCAGGCAGGCGCCCCACGCGCUUUCCGCGCUGCCUGGCCCCACCAAGUGGCCUCUGAUGGGCAGCCUCUUGGACAUUCUCUGGAAAGGGGGCCUCAAGAGACAGCACGAGACGCUGGCUGAUUACCACCGCAAGUUUGGCAAGAUCUUCCGCAUGAAACUCGGGGCUUUUGAUUCGGUGCACAUCGGUGCGCCCUGCUUGCUCGAGGCCCUCUACAGAAAAGAGAGUGCCUACCCACAGCGCCUUGAGAUCAAGCCUUGGAAAGCCUACCGGGACUACCGUAAAGAGGGCUAUGGUCUGCUUAUCCUAGAAGGAAAAGACUGGCAGCGAGUAAGAAGUGCAUUUCAGAAGAAAUUAAUGAAGCCCACAGAAAUUAUGAAGCUGGACACCAAAAUCAAUGAGGUUCUAGAUGAUUUUAUGCAUCGGAUAGACACACUUUGUAACAAGAAUGGAGAAAUAGAAGAUUUGUAUUCUGAACUGAACAAAUGGUCAUUUGAAAGUAUUUGUCUGGUACUGUACGGGAAGAGAUUUGGACUCCUGCAGCAGGACACUGGAGAUGAAGGCCUGAACUUUAUCAAAGCCGUAAAAACGAUGAUGAGUACAUUUGGGAAGAUGAUGGUGACCCCCGUUGAGCUCCACAAAAGCCUGAAUACUAAAGUUUGGCAGGCUCACACAAAGGCGUGGGACAAUAUCUUUAAGACAGUGAAAUGCUCUAUUGACAGCAGGCUGCAGAAACACUCUGCCAACCCCAGUGAGGAUUUCCUCUGUGACAUUUACUUUGGGAGUCAGCUUUCAAAGAAGGAGCUCUAUGCUGCCAUCACGGAACUCCAGAUUGCUGGAGUUGAAACGACAGCCAACAGUCUGCUCUGGGCUCUCUACAACAUCUCCUGCAACCCUCACGUCCAGACAAAGCUACUUGAGGAAAUACAGGUUGUGGUCUCUGCUGAAGAGACCCCAAAUGCUGAACAUCUGAAGAAGAUGCCCUAUUUAAAGGCAUGCCUGAAAGAAUCUAUGAGGUUAACUCCGUCUGUGCCGUUUACCACUCGGACCCUGGACCAAGAAAUGGUCCUUGGAGACUACGCUCUUCCUAAAGGGACGGUGUUGAUGAUCAACAGCCAUUCUCUGGGAUGCAACGAAGAAUACUUCAAUGACUGGACUCAGUUUAAGCCAGAGCGUUGGCUCCAGAAGAACAUAAAUCCUUUUGCUCAUGUUCCAUUUGGGAUUGGAAAAAGGAUGUGCAUCGGACGCCGCCUGGCAGAGCUACAGCUUCAAUUAGCUCUCUGUUGGCUUAUAAGGAAGUAUCAGAUUGUAGCGACCGAUGACAAGCCGGUGGAAACGCUGCACUUGGGAAUCCUCAUCCCCCAUCGAGAAGUUCCCAUUGCAUUCAGAAGGCGAUAAAGAUACUUUUUGAAGGAAGACAGUUGCUUGAGUGCUGCCUUUUCUGAAGACAACCCCCUUGAAUGCUUGGCACCCAACCUCCUUCAGCAACCAGGGGCUAAGCAUGUUUUGACCUAUGUGCUGUUGAUGGAAGAGAGAUCAAGGAGCAUCUGAAGUUAGCUUUGACCUUGCUUUGGGGGCAGAUCUGUCAAACCAUGCACCUAAGUAAUAUUUUGAAUACUGCAAUGAAAACUAACAAGGACCAGCCUUUAUUUUAAAAGGUACAAACUGAGAAAACAGCAAAAAGACUGGUGCGAGACAAUGGAUCUUUUCAUGCAGCCCUGACCAAAAUCCAUUUCUGUUCACCUGCCCGUGUGAAAUCUGCUGGUCGUGGCUCGGUACAGCCUUCCUGUUAGAUGUUUUUAGGAUCAACUGGCCAAGGGUGGAUGAAAUGAUACAGUGAGUUCAGUGCUGAGGUGUGUAGAGGGAUGAAAAUUUUGCUGUUUCUGACAUCCUGCAGGAAUUGUGUAGGUUUUUUAAAGUGAGGAUUUCUGUCUGCUGCAGGUCUCGUUUAGCAUACCUCCUUUUACAAAGGAAUGUUGUGAUAAGGAGAAAGAAUCACUCCAAGAGGGUCCUGGUGUUUAUAUUUUUUAAAAUACUUUUUUUAAAAAAGGGGAGAAAAACUGCACUAAAUCCAUUUCCCUUUAUAUAUCUGUUAAAACUCAGAGCCUUGCUGCAGUAGCCGUGAAACUUUUGCCAUUAUAUGAUUUUGAUAA
This is a messenger RNA of Podarcis raffonei (Aeolian wall lizard), 2493 nucleotides long. RefSeq names its product 1,25-dihydroxyvitamin D(3) 24-hydroxylase, mitochondrial. Gene Ontology annotation, molecular function: monooxygenase activity; heme binding; oxidoreductase activity, acting on paired donors, with incorporation or reduction of molecular oxygen. The transcript has 12 exons. Bases 191 to 1738 code for a protein of 515 amino acids. Gene Ontology annotation, biological process: glucocorticoid biosynthetic process; cortisol metabolic process; cellular response to peptide hormone stimulus. Lineage: Eukaryota; Metazoa; Chordata; Lepidosauria; Squamata; Lacertidae. The record is from RefSeq and is a predicted model, not a curated record. Gene Ontology annotation, cellular component: mitochondrial inner membrane.